GCUGAUUUGGCUUUCCUCCUCUCUCCUCCCUCCACUUCACGUUUUCAACUUCCAGUAAGAAGUUCGAACAAGCAAGACUUCGCCAUGGUUCGCUCCCUGCUCUUCGGUCUCGCUGCUGCGACACUCGCCUCAGCGCACUUCGAACUCAACUGGCCACCCACGGCCGGCUUCAAUGACGACGAACAGCCCAACGCGCCUUGUGGCGGCGCGACCGUGACUGUCGACGACAGCGCACCAGAGAUCAACGUCGAUCGGUUUGCCGCCUCCAUCUUCAGCUCCCACCCAGCUGGGUCGUGGUCAUUCUUCGCAACCACCAGCACCCAAGAGCCAUACAACUUCACCGAGAUUGUGCCUGUCAUCAACAGCACAGGCGUCGGGACUUUCUGCCUGAACUACCUAAGAGCGCCAGCAGAUUUCGCUGGCCAGAGCGGAGUGCUGCAAGUGAUUGACAGCUCGGUCGAUGGUACCCUGUACCAGUGCGCACCCGUCAAAUUUGUGUCUGGAGCCAACAACACCGUAUCUGAAUUCUGCACGAACCAGACCUCUGGCUUCACUGCAGAGUGGACUGGCGAGUCGAGUUCAGUCGAACAAGGAUCCAGCUCGUCCAACACCUCCCAAGGCGAAUCGAGCCCAUCAUCAUCGACCUCGGCUGCUGGAGCUGCUGCUGCCACUGCAGUCGGCAGCGUACUCGGACUUGGACUUCUUGCCGCCGGUUUGGCCUUUUAAAGGUGCGGACAGAUGACUUGAGGCAACGGCAUUCGGCCAAACCGGGGGAGUGCAGGUAGCAGUUAGCGACCCGAAAUGCAAUUUCCUACGCCUCUCGGAUUUCCGUGGUGAUGCAGAAGGCUCGCCCUCGCGUGACUCCUAUCUGUAUCUUCUCCCAUGUGCUGCAACGACGUUAUGAGAAGAAAUGCU
Messenger RNA from Cercospora beticola, 915 nucleotides. RefSeq names its product copper acquisition factor BIM1-like domain-containing protein. The record is from RefSeq and is a predicted model, not a curated record. NCBI's taxonomy places the organism in Eukaryota, Fungi, Ascomycota, Dothideomycetes, Mycosphaerellales, Mycosphaerellaceae.